AUGCGACUGAGAGGAGAAGAAGGGACGGAAGAGAUGGUGGACACGCGGCAGAACAAGAUGGGAGGAAUCGGGAGUGGUGGGAAUCCCGGGACAACGGCUAGACGGCGAAUGAAUGUGGGUGCGGGAAAUCCAAGGAAGGAGUUAAGAGGGGAGAACGGCGGAAUAACUGUCAAGAUCGUAGCAAAUCGGGAGAAAAACGAGGACAGUAACAACGUCAUCAACACGCAGCAAGUGGGAAUAAAAGCGACUGAGCAAGUCACUGUCGGAGGGGAGGGGAAGAAGGACAAGGUGACACGUGGAGAUGCAUGGGGGGAAAAUCUAAGCAUGAAAUACAGGGAAGGGACGCGUGGCGGGGUAAUGUCCGAGGAGAAGCCGAAGAAUCCAAGGAAACAAUCAUGUCCGAUAUCAACAUGGACAGGGAAACGGGAAGAAAAAUGUGGAGGAGUGGGCAGCAAAUGGCGGAACGACAAGUGGCAACCAGGGUCAGCGCUAUUUAAAGGGGACUUGUCAAUUCGGAGGGCUUUAUUUUCGGUAAACGACGAAGGGCAGCGCGAAGACAAAGGCAAGGCGGUAAGCAAGAGGAGAGGGAAAGACAAGGGGGAAAAAUCUCCGAAAGGAAAGAGGGUCGUAGACGAAGUGGAGGGAACGGAAGGGAAGGAAAAGGGGGAAAAAGAGGGAGAGAGGAGAAGAGGAUCGCAAGAAUCAGAGGGGGAACAACGGAAAAAAGAGGAAGACACCGGAGGAAGUAUGCCGCGAGCAAGGACAACAGCGAGGAUGAGUACGGCAGGCGGAAGAGCCAGAGGUGUGCAGCUGCCGGAGGUACUGGAUCUAGAAGAGGCGCUGACAGGAGAAGUGCCGGUAGUCAAUACGGAAAGCAAAGGAAAAGAGGACUCAAGCGAGGAAGAGGGAGCACCCCUCACGAGAGCUCCUAGAAGAAACACCACCAACGAGUCACCGGGGACGGGGGAGGAAAAUGCACCGGGAAGGACGGAGAAAGAAGCCAGCGGGAAGGAAGCAGGGGUAGGGUCCCCGUCCGGGAUCAAGCGAAGGGUCAAAACGUGCUGCCCGCUGGACAAGGGCCCCCCGUGUUUCAAGGCAAUCCGGGAAGCCAACGUGCGUAAAAAGCAAGAAGCUAGACGUCUGGCAGAAGAGGAAGCAAAGCGGGUACUGGAAGAAGAAGCUGAAAGGGAAAAGGCUACCAAAGAAAGGCAGGAACAGGAAGCCAGACAAGAAAGACCGAUUGAAAUGGAACAAAUGGCGCGAAUAUAUGAAGAACCGGUCGGACAGGAAUUCAAUGGCAGAAUGAGGGAUGACAAGGGCAAGGGGAAGUGGGAAGAAGCGAGACAAUGGGAAGCAUCGUCAUCCAGAGGGAACCGGGAAGAGCUCACGCCAGAAGUGGUGAUAUCCCCGGACGGGAAACAAGAGCCGGGAACAGGGUACCCAAAGGUACUACCGCAGUACUCGAAAAUGUCUGUCUGCCCGGAUGCUCCCAUAGUCCCGUUUGGGCCACCACCCAUGAAGAUCGAGGAGAUAAUGCCACCAAGGAAGCCCAUGAGAAUGCCACAUGGGCCAGCAAGCGAUGUGCUAGAGGUUGACCCGGAAGAAUUCAUGGAGGAGUUAAACAAGCUGCAAGCCAGAUGA
Selaginella moellendorffii is the source of this 1641-nucleotide messenger RNA. Its product is annotated as caldesmon-like. NCBI's taxonomy places the organism in Eukaryota, Viridiplantae, Streptophyta, Lycopodiopsida, Selaginellales, Selaginellaceae. Bases 1 to 1641 code for a protein of 546 amino acids. The transcript has a single exon. The record is from RefSeq and is a predicted model, not a curated record.